This is a messenger RNA of Juglans regia (Persian walnut), 969 nucleotides long. RefSeq lists its product as uncharacterized. Lineage: Eukaryota; Viridiplantae; Streptophyta; Magnoliopsida; Fagales; Juglandaceae. The record is from RefSeq and is a predicted model, not a curated record. Gene Ontology annotation, molecular function: zinc ion binding; nucleic acid binding. The coding region runs from base 1 to 969 and encodes 322 amino acids. The transcript has 5 exons.
AUGGUCUUACAGAUUCAGAAUUUUUUAGAAUUAGUGCACAAGGCAAUGCUAGUUGAACAGAAUCUUAAGAGGGGUGCUGAAUUGCAAGAACAGAGGAAGAGAGCUGCUCCACAAGGGUUUCCUAGUUCGGAUCAAGGGAAGGAAGUAGGAUCAUGUUUCAAAUGUGGUAAGGAUGGGCAUUUCAUUAGAGAAUGUCCAUUGCUUGCGGAGAACAACAGAAGGCCCAACCCACCCCAAAACUUUAGUCCGAAUAAUCAAGGCAACAAUCAGCGGAGGACUGUACCUGCUCGGGUGUUUGCUUUAACACCGGGAGAAGCUGAGGACAAGGAUGAUGUCAUCACAGGAAUUAUUCCCUUAUUUCUCAAUAAGGCUACUGUUUUAUUUGACUCGGGGGCUACCCACUCCUUUAUUUCAAUGGAUUAUGUUAAAUUGUGCCCCAUUGAUGCUGAUGAGAUGGACUACAAUUUGAGGGUCUCUACCCCAACUGGUGAUAUAGUGACUUGUAACAAGAUUUUACUCAAGUGUCCAAUAACUAUUAGCGGGAAGGAAAUGCCAGCUAACCUGAUAGUCUUUCCUAUGACUGGGUUUGAUGUGAUUUUGGGGACGGAUUGGUGUCAAGGGUAUUUGGCUUUUGUGGUGGAUGAACCAAAGGAAGAAUUGAAACUAGAAGAGAUUCCUAUUGUGAGGGAAUAUCCAGAAGUUUUUCCUGAAGAUUUGUCUGGAUUACCGCCUGAGCGGGAGGUAGAGUUUGCUAUUGAUUUAACCCCAGGCAUGGCGCCUCUUUCCAAAGCCCCUUAUCGAAUGGCACCAUCAGAGUUAGCCGAGCUCAAAGAACAGUUGCAAGAUUUAUUAGACAAAGGUUUCAUCAAACCUAGUGUGUCACCUUGGGGAGCUCCAACAAUUUGGAAGCUUGCCAACAUUACCGGUGACAUGGAAGCUGACCAGCAAACGAACCUAGUUCUUGGGUAG